AUGUACUCAUCCACUUCAAUCGCCAACUACUUAUCUUCUAUCCUCACCAGAACUGCCACAACAGCCGCCACAACAAAUGGAUCGCCAAACCCACAACAACAAAACGAGCAAGACUCCACACCCAUUCCAAAAUCAUUCAUCAUAAGCACACCAGAGGAGAAAAUCAUACGUAUUAACAUGAAGAGCGUGAAGCUUAAACCAGAGGAGGGCAAAAACAAAAGCCAAAACACCAGCAAUGGCAAUGGUAAUACCAUGGAAGACGCGGAUAUCGAUGUCGACGACGAAGACUUCAUAUCUAUAAACAAAAGACAAUUGACUUAUGCAGAAGUAGCUUCGAUUGCGGUCAAACUGGCAAAUAAGUAG
Lodderomyces theae is the source of this 363-nucleotide messenger RNA. RefSeq lists its product as uncharacterized. The coding region runs from base 1 to 363 and encodes 120 amino acids. The transcript has a single exon. The record is from RefSeq and is a predicted model, not a curated record. NCBI's taxonomy places the organism in Eukaryota, Fungi, Ascomycota, Pichiomycetes, Serinales, Debaryomycetaceae.